AGAAGGAGAACAACAGCGAAACAUUUCUUUGGUGACACCGAUACAGAGGAGGACUACCGACCCCCAAAGAUUUCCAAAUUCGGGUCAUCUGCUGGGACAAGUCACCAACUCCCUGCAAAUAGUCCAGAGCUCUGUCAAAUGUUUGGCAGAACUGCCCCUCCCCAACCACUACCACCACUACCACCACAACACUCCUCUCUCAACCUGCACAUUGCAACCAGCAACAAUGGGGGCCAGAGGAGCCAGACCUACCUGGAGAGGUGGGAGACAUGGCCCAGAAACCAUUCCCUGCUCUGCUGCUCAGGUCCACAUUUUAAGCCUGCUGGAGCACAUUAAGCAGCAGCAGGACCAGCUGGUGGCCAAGGUCAAUCACCUGAGCAGCAGGGUGCUCAACACCUCAACACCUCAAGAGCCAGAGUGUCCUGAAUGCAUUCAGCUGCCCAUCGAAUCACUGGGAGCGGUGGAUGAGCUUGAAGCAUUCCUGAAAGACGCUGCCAAUGCAGCAGCCAAACAAAGAAUGAUUUCUUCUUUGGCCACGAUUGGUGGCCAAGAUGUGAAGAGAGUGGCGUGGAACAUCCUCUCUCGGAUGUUCACAGAAGAAGUGGCCAAGACCAUAAGCUGGAAGGGAGCAAAUGGCAAGAGGGCAUUCAGUCACAUGUCAUCAAAGACACUAAUGUACCGUGCUGUACGUGCAAAUAGUUUGUGUCGCACAGCCACAGACACAGACAUUCAACGUUAUGCCAUAAGAUGGUUUAACUUGGCUGCAGACCGUGGUGCGGCAAGGAGGCGCCUGACCAACCGGUCUAACCAGGCUGAGGCAGAUGAUUAGGCUACUUAUGGUCAUGUUUUCUUUUGUUAAAUAAAAUGUUUUAUUUGUUUCAAAUUGUUUCAGUUUUAAUUUAAAUAGUCUGUCGCAGGCUACAUGUUGUUUUCCAAUUCAGAGACCAUGCCCUUUACAAAUUCCAUUGGCCUGGAGCCCAGUGUGUUUAAACCCCACCACGAUCAACUGCAAGAUAGAAUACAACCAACUUACUGCUCCUUUUCAAUAAUCCGACUUGCAUUCCAAUACAAAAAAAAAAAAAAACGUAUGUUUGCUACUUAUGUCUCAUGUCAACUGUAAAUGGUUACAUACAACUUAACAGAUAUAAAACACAUUCCCAUUUCCCAGAAUUUCAUUAUAAUCAGAAAACAUCUCCUCUUGUAGUACUUACAACU
Molecule: messenger RNA, 1215 nt
Organism: Carassius auratus (goldfish)
Lineage: Eukaryota; Metazoa; Chordata; Actinopteri; Cypriniformes; Cyprinidae
Exons: 6
Coding region: 227-829 (200 amino acids)
Source: RefSeq, a predicted model, not a curated record